Amphibalanus amphitrite is the source of this 1893-nucleotide messenger RNA. RefSeq names its product protein ABHD14B-like. The record is from RefSeq and is a predicted model, not a curated record. The transcript is spliced from 5 exons. The coding region runs from base 141 to 1151 and encodes 336 amino acids. NCBI's taxonomy places the organism in Eukaryota, Metazoa, Arthropoda, Thecostraca, Balanomorpha, Balanidae.
CCCUCCUGGCGGCCGACGCCGGCAGCUGAGGAGCCGCGUCGGCGGCCACGGCCGGCCGCAGUCGGCCGCUCGCCCCGCCUCCGACAGCACGCUCCGUCUGUGUGACCGGCCUGCCCGCCCCGCCCGCCCUACAGGCCGCCAUGAACUCCGCCGGAGGACGCUGUGCGCUCGGCUCGGCCACCGCCGCCCUGCUGCUGCUCGUCAUCUACGCCGCGCUGCAGACUAUUCAGGCGGAGCCGCAGUCGGCAGCGUCGUUCUUCCCUCCGCGCAAGAUCGUCAAGGGCAACAGCCUGUACGAGCGGCUGGUGGCGGCCGGCAAGAAGUCUCCCAUCAUCAUGGCCGGAGUGAACGACGACGUCCUCUUCAAGCCUCCGACGUCGUCGCUGUCGGCGGUGCGCGCGCCGACGGCCCGCUCGGAGCCGGCGGCGGCAGCGCGGCCCCAGUCGCCGCGCGUCGUGAGCGCAGUGGACCUGAGCAGGGGUCAGCUGCCGGCUGUCGACCCGGACCGGCUGCGCGUCGACACCGGCGUCAUCGCCGUCCAGGGCGUUGACGUGUUCUACGCGGCGGCGCUGCCGGAGCAGUCCUCCGUGGACGACAUCACCUUCCUGCUGCUGCACGGUGCCAAGUACAGCUCGCAGACCUGGCAGGACAUCAAAACGCUGCGCACGCUGGCCGCGCUCGGAUACAACGCCGUCGCCAUCGACCUGCCCGGCUUCUCCAACUCCCGCAGCACGGGCCGCCUGCCGGGCUCGCUGUCCAAGGCCGAGUUCCUCGAGUCGGUGCGUUACGAGCUCGGUCUGGGUGACCAGGUGGUGAUCGUGUCGCCCUCGGCGUCCGGAGAGUACUCGGUGCCGCUGCUGAUGCAGCAGCCCGCCUGGCUGGUCGGCUACGUGCCCGUGGCGCCCGUCGGCACGGAGAAGAUUACACCCAUCAAGGCGCGCACCAUCCGAGUGCCGACGGCCAUCAUCUACGGCUCGCGGGACCGCGGCCUGGGCGAGUCCUCCCUGAAGGCGCUCAGUCAGAUCAAGACGGCCACCGUGGGCGUCAUCCCGAACGGCAGCCACGCCGCCUACCUGGACAACCCGGGCCUGUGGCACCUGAUGCUGCACAACUUCGUCCAGAGCCUGGAGCAGCUGCGGAGGCAGAACUGAGCGCGCGAGUGACUGAGGGGUGUCAGAGAGAGCGACAGCCGGGCUGUGUCCGGGCGCGGACUGACGCCGCGAACCGGUGCCUGAGGACUGAGUGAGGGAGUGACUGAGUGGCCGCGCGAUCCGGCCGCUGACCGGCAGUGUUCUCAGACGAGCCGCCGCCCCGGGGCCGAGCCCGGGCGGGUGUCAGGCGGGUGAAUGUGGCGCGUGCAGAGGGAGAGAGAGAGAGAGCCAGCCCCACGGCGCGCCGUUCCGACAGUACACACGUAUUACGCUGUCUGAUCAGCACGUCUUCCGCCGGCCGGCCGCGCUCGCGACCCGCCGGCGAGCUCAGAACAGCGUCGCGUUGCCGUGUCGCGACGUCCUGUGAUACUGUUCAGCGCUUGAAGUCUUUAUAUCCGGCGUAGCGCCGCCGCUCGUACAAACGCAGCGCCGCCGUGUACCGCGAGACAAAUUCCAAAUUGAGCGGAGCUCCGUUUGCCGCGGGCCCCUGGCCGGCGCAGUAGGAGUGUGUGAAUAGUCGCGGCGCGGCACAAUGUAGCAGAGUAUCCGCGCGGACCCGGUGCCGGGCACUGAACGGCCCACCGCCGCGGGUCUGAUGGAGUGACCCAGCCGAGAACGUCGUGUCCGACGUGACCCACGCCGACGCCGCUGUCGACGACACUGUUGAUGUGACGGCGGCCCACAGAGCUCGGCUCUAAAGGGUCGAUGACAAUCAUCUUCUCAAAUACAUUCUCACAACAAG